AGUAAGCUUCUGGCGAUACAAAAAGAGCGCUCACUGUCACCCGACUGGCCCGGAAGUGAGAAAAUUGAAAAGCUGGUGGCAAUGGCUAUUCCUCUAUUUAUCUUCGCAGCUACGAUUUGCCGCUUUGUCGGAGAGAGAAGAUGGCGUCCAGAACAACGGCUUGAAAAGAUUCUCAACAGUGCGAGUGCAUCUUCAGAAGACGAAAUAACGCGGACAUACACGCCUAUUCUAAGCCAGCUUCUUGCUGGAGCUAAUGAGGAAGAGACACAUCAGCUGAAGAAAGAGUUCCAACAUAUAAUUGGGACUAUCAUUCUUCUAGCUUCACCUUUGUCUCUUCAUGCUCUCUCCCUGCUCAUUGAAUUCUCACUUGAUGAUAUCAAUAAUCGCUUGGACGGAUUCCACUCUGUUCUCAGUAUACCAGUGGAUUCUGAAGCACCGGUCCGGAUUCUACACUUGUCAUUUCGAGACUACCUCCUGGACAAAAAGUGCCCAUUUUAUGUUCCUGAGCAAGAUACACAUAGUAGAAUUGCUUUACAUUGUCUCCGGCUUAUGAAAACCCGGCUCAAAGAGAAUAUAUGCGAGCUGCAAAGUUACGGAAUCCAACAAGAGGAAAUCAAGCCUGAGAUCAUCAAAGACCAUCUUACUUCUGAUAUACAAUAUGCCUGUCGCUACUGGGUUCAUCAUGUUGAACAGAGCAAAGGUCGUAUUGUAGACUGUGAUGUUCUUCUUUUUCUCCAAGACCACUUUCUUCACUGGAUGGAGGUACUAGCUCUGAUGGGAGGAAUAUCAGAAGCAGUAGGAUUAGUAGAUGUAUUAAAGUCAAGAGCACAACUUGGUUCUGAGUUAUCUGAAUUUUUAUAUGAUGCGGAAAGAUUUAUUCGUCAAAAUAACUAUAUGGCAGCAAUCGCUCCACUACAGAUCUAUCGCGCUGGUCUUGUAUUUGCACCGACCAAAAGUAUUAUCAAGCAGAUAUUCGUCAGCAAAAUUAAAGAUCAUCUGGCAGUUGGAACAGCGGUUGAAAAUUCCUGGAGCUCAAAUCUCCAGACAUUUGAAGGGCAUUCCAGCACAGUCUUCUCGGUGGCCUGCUCGCCGGACGGCCGCACGCUGGCGUCAGCCUCGCGCGAUUGCACCAUUAAACUCUGGGACACGGCCACGGGCGUUGAGCAGCGCACGCUGACCGGCCAUUCUGACUCGGUUACUUCAGUGGCCUUCUCGCCGGACGGCCGCUUGCUGGCGUCAGGCUCGCGCGAUUGUACUAUUAAGCUCUGGGAUACGGCCACGGGCGUUGAGCAGCGCACGCUGACCGGCCAUUCUGACUCAGUUACUUCAGUGGCCUUCUCGCCGGAUGACCGCUCGCUGGCGUCGGCCUCGCGUGAUUGUACUAUCAAGCUCUGGGACACGGCCACAGGCGUUGAGCAGUGUACGCUGACCGGCCAUUCCAACCCAGUCCGCUCAGUGGUCUUCUCGCCGGACGGCUGCAUGCUGGCGUCGGCCUCGCGCGACUACACUAUUAAACUCUGGGACACGACCACAGGCGUUGAGCAGCGCACACUGACCGGCCAUUCCGGCUGGGUCCACUCGGUGGUCUUCUCGCCGGACGGCCGCUUGCUAGCGUCGGCCUCGGACGACCGCUCUAUUAAGCUCUGGGAUACGCCCACGGGCAUCCAGCAGCGCACGCUGACCGGCCAUUCCAACUCGGUCACCUCGGUGGCCUUCUCGCCGGACGGCCGCUCGCUGGCUUCGGCCUCGCGUGACCGCACGAUUAAGCUUUGGGAUACGGCCACGGGCGUCGAGCAGCGCACGCUGACCGGCCAUUCCGACUCGGUCAACUCGGUGGCCUUCUCGCCGGGCGGCCGCUCGCUGACUUCGGCCUCGGACGAUCGCACCAUUAAGCUCUGGGAUACGGCCACAGGCGUUGAGCAGCGCGUGCUGACUAGCCAUUCCGACUCUGUCACCUCGGUGGCCUUCUCACCGGGCGGCCGCUUGCUGGCGUCGGCCUCGCGUGAUCGCACCAUUAAACUCUGGGACACAGCCACGGGUAUUGAGCAGCGCACCCUGAUCGGCCAUUCCGACUCAGUCACUUCAGUGGCCUUCUCACCAGACGGCCGCUUGCUAGCGUCGGCCUCGCGCGAUCGCAUUAUCAAGCUCUGGAACACAACCACAGGCGUUGAGCAGCGCACGCUGACCGGCCAUUCCGACUGGGUCCGCUCAGUGGCCUUCUCGCCGGACGGCCGCACGCUGGCUUCGGCCUCAGAUGAUAACACCAUCAAGCUCUGGAACACGGCUACGGGCAUCGAGCAGCGCACUCUGACCGGUCAUACCGGCUGGGUUCGGUCGGUGGCCUUCUCGCUGGACGGCCGCUCGCUGGCGUCGGCCUCGGACGAUAACACCAUUAAGCUCUGGGACACGGCCACGGGCGUUGAGCAGCGCACGCUGACCGGCCAUUCCCACUUGGUCAAAUCGGUUGUAGAGCAAUUUACUCCCAAAUAUCCUAUCUCUGUCGCGGAUUCUUGGGUCUCUCUACGAGGUCAAAGGGCCCUGUGGCUUCCUACUGACCAUCGUCCUUUUGUGUGUUUUGCUAUUGAGGAUACUAUGCUUGCUCUUGGGUUAAAUAGUGGGCGCGUUCCAAUAAUAAGGUUUGGUUUUUGAUAGGGGUAUAUCUUUGUACUCUACUCCAGUCUCUUGUUUUCUGAUCUCUUUCUAAAAGAAGGGCAUGGGAUCUGCAACGCCUUUAUACUAUUACUCAGUACAGCCGUCCGUACACAGUACAUGUUAUCACAGUACACAGUAACGUUACGAAAGAUUGUUGUUCCAUCCGGUUUCCAGGUUAGGUCUAGCGUGGUUUUAUCUUGGGGUUGCUGAAACAAUCAAAGAGUAUAUAUCGGUAAUGACACCAGUAUCCGGAAGCCCUGUAUAAAUUUAUCGUACCGAAGUACUGUAGUAGAGUAGCUGUAAUCCCCGCAA
Messenger RNA from Aspergillus saccharolyticus JOP 1030-1, 2964 nucleotides. RefSeq names its product WD40 repeat domain-containing protein. NCBI's taxonomy places the organism in Eukaryota, Fungi, Ascomycota, Eurotiomycetes, Eurotiales, Aspergillaceae. The transcript is spliced from 2 exons. Bases 82 to 2649 code for a protein of 855 amino acids. The record is from RefSeq and is a predicted model, not a curated record. Gene Ontology annotation, molecular function: protein binding.